Molecule: messenger RNA, 2000 nt
Organism: Eruca vesicaria subsp. sativa (arugula)
Lineage: Eukaryota; Viridiplantae; Streptophyta; Magnoliopsida; Brassicales; Brassicaceae
Source: the annotation of a GenBank genome assembly
CGCUUUAGAAAUUUCCCAAUCCCUAAAACCCUUAACGAACAACCAGAUGCUACUUAACUUGAUCCGUCGUCGUAUUUCUCCCUCAAAGCUCUCACCUUUACGCUUCUCCACAACUUCCUCACCCGCCGAGAGACUCUACAACCAUCUCCAAUCAUCCACUCCCAACCUCGAGAAGGAACUCACUUCAUCAAACAUCAAACCCAACGCGACUUGUAUCAACGAGGUAAUCACAAGAUGCAAACCAAACCAAUUCCAAUUAGGUCUCAGAUUCUUCAUAUGGGCAGGAACCCAAUCCGGACACAGACACAGUCCUUACAUGUACACCAAAGCUUGCGACUUUCUCAAAAUCAGAGCAAACCCAGAUCUGAUCAAGAACGUUGUCGAAUCCCUUAAGAAAGAUGAGAGCUUUGUUAGUGUUAAGACCAUGAGGGUUGUUUUGUCUAUUUGUAGCCAAGCGAAGUUAGCUGACGUGGCGUUGUGGGUGUUGAGGAAGUUUCCUGAGUUUGGUUUAUGUGUGGAUACUGUUGCGUAUAAUGUGGUGAUUAGGUUGUUUGUUGAUGAGGGUGAUUUGAGUAUGGGUGUUAAGUUGAUGGAGGAGAUGGAUGGUGUUGAUCUUUGUCCUGAUGUGAUGACUUAUACGGCUUUGAUCAAUGGGUUUUGUAAUGCGGGUGAGGUUGAGGAGGCUUGGGAGUUGGCUAAGGGGAUGAGUAAGAAGGGAUGCGUGGUUAACACGGUGACGUAUUCGAGGAUUUUGGAAGGUGUUUGCAAGUGUGGUGAGAUGGAGAGAGCGUUGGAGUUGUUGACAGAGAUGGAGAAAGGAGAGGAGGGUACUAGUCCUAAUGCGGUUACUUAUACUUUGGUGAUACAAGCGUUUGUUGAGAAGAAGCGUGUUGGAGAGGCGUUGAUGGUGUUGGAUAGAAUGCGAGAGAGAGGAUGCUCGCCGAAUCGUGUUACGGCUAGUGUUUUGAUUCAAGGGGUUUUGGAGAAUGGUGAGGAGGGUGUUAAGGAUCUUUCGAAGUUGGUGGAUAAGUUGGUGAAAUUCGGUGGUGUUCCUCUUUCUGAGUGUUUUAGUUCGGCUGUUGUGUCGUUGAUCCGUUUGAAGAGGUGGGAGGAGGCGGAGAAGAUGUUCCGUUUGAUGUUGGUUCGUGGGAUUAGACCUGAUGGUCUUGCGUGUAGUCUGGUUCUCAGGGAGCUGUGUUUGUUGGAAAGGUAUCAUGAUUGUUUCCUUUUGUAUGAGGAGAUUGAGAAGGCGGGUGUGGUGUCAACGAUAGACACGGAUGUACACUCUGUUCUUUUGCUUGGUCUAUGUGAACAGGGGCGUUCUUGGGAAGCUGCAAAGCUGGCGAAGUCUAUGCUUGAUAAGAAAAUGAGAUUGAAAGUUUCUCAGGUUGAGAAAAUCAUUGAAGCUUUGAAGAAGACUGGUGAUGAAGAUCUCAUGCGUCGUCUCUCUACCAGUUAAUUCAACGGUCCAUCAGAGUUUUCUGAGUUCUUUAGCUUUUGCAUUAGUGAAGUUUUUAGUGAUGUUACUGUCUGUAUAGUUGAAGAUAAACAUGUUCCUCGUUAGCCUCAGUUUCCUAGGAAGUAAUUACUGAACCGGUUCAGUAUUGUUGUCAAAGAAGAUGAAACUGUAGAUUGUUUUUUCUCUGAAAAUUAUAUUGCAGUGAAGGGGAGGCUUCCACAUCUAGGAUCAGAUUCUAGCUUUAUCCUAUUGUGCUGUCCUUACUCUGCAGCUGAAGCAUUCAGUUCAUGCGGGAAUAUUGAUUCAACCUUUAUCGAGGAACUUCAGAAGUUAGAAGCUCAAAACCUUGGAGGCUCUUUGGAUACAACAAAGACCUCUGGGAACUGGAAGGCUAUGGUUGUGCACUUCUCUUUUGUUUUAUUUUUGUAGAGACAAACAUUUGUGCUUCGUUAUUUUGUUUGUUGCCACAAAAAUAAAUGGAUGGAUUGUAACUUACAUGUAUCUCUAUUCUCCAUAGAAAAAAAUAUCUCCCCAAUGUUUG